This is a messenger RNA of Sinocyclocheilus anshuiensis, 1182 nucleotides long. RefSeq names its product scavenger receptor class F member 1-like. The annotation marks the transcript as partial. The transcript has 2 exons. The record is from RefSeq and is a predicted model, not a curated record. Lineage: Eukaryota; Metazoa; Chordata; Actinopteri; Cypriniformes; Cyprinidae.
AUUGAGCAGCCAUCGUCCGGCUGGGUGACUGAUUCAUUUGAAACUGAUGAUGAAGGAGAGGCCGUCUACUGUGAACCACCCAGGGAAGAUGUUCUUACUGUGGCCGGUGGAGAGCUUCAGGAGCUGAGCUCUAAGUGUAACUUCUUCCCUGACCCAUCAACCUUCAGCAGUGACGACAUGUCACAGGAUUUUGGUAUCCCUCGUACCUCCAGCAUUGCCAAAUCCAAACGUCCUUCAGUCUCUUUCGCAGAGGGCACAAAGUUCAGUCCUAAAGAGCACCGUAGCUCGACUCAAGACCUGCCAGGAACAAGUCGGAAACCCAAGGCCUGGGGCGUGCUGAUGAUCUCUGCCCUGCAAGGAGGACAGGGAAACCACAGUGAAACAGAAACAGAAAAAGAAGAGAAAAACCAUGAGGAGACCAUCUCCUCUGAGGAGCAAGCAGCUGCAUCUGAAACAACACAAACUGACUCGGAAAGAUACAGUUCUGGCCCACUAAGAACUCACCUCACUGUGCCCAGUGGGAGACGACGUACACUUUCCAAUACCAGGAAGAAUGCCCAACCGUCUGAUAGCGGCCAGGAUACAGACUCAGAGAAGUUAACAACUGUAUAUGUAACUGUGGGUAAGACCCAAAAGAUGGCCAAGCAAGAGCCCCCCUCAGAAGGGCCUGUUCAGGCGAUGCUGCGCAGACUGGGCAGCCUACAGAGACAAAGAGAGGAGGCCACCCAGCCCAAAGGAAGGGGGCAGGCGAUCGCUAAGCCACCGCGGAGGAAACUGGGAGCGCGGGCCAGUGCGUGGGAGCAAGCUACAGGGUCAGACCAGUCAGAGGUGGUCAUGAGGAAACCUAGUCGCAGGAAGCACAACUCCCUCAGCUCUCCCUGCACAGUGGGGGCAACAGACUUUCCUCAGGAGAACUGCACCCCCAAGAGGCCGUUGUCCUCCAUUUUAAAAGGUGUUCCAGAGAGUGAUACACUCCAUAGUUUGGAGGUGGAACAAGACACUGGAGUAGUUUGUGAGACAGACACUCUGACAGAGCACAGUUACGAGACUGAUGGGGUCUCCACAUCUUCAGAGAUUAUUAUUAAUGAGACAGUUGUGGACCAAGCAGAAAAUGAGCCAAAUUAUGAGAAUGUUUAUGUAAAGCAUUCAUAAUAUUCCUGAAUCUUAAAGUUUAUGAUUUAA